This is a messenger RNA of Rangifer tarandus platyrhynchus (Svalbard reindeer), 330 nucleotides long. Lineage: Eukaryota; Metazoa; Chordata; Mammalia; Artiodactyla; Cervidae. The record is from the annotation of a GenBank genome assembly.
AUGAGGAGGCUGAGGCGCAGAGAGGUCGAACAUGUUGCCCACUUCACCAAAGAGGAGAAUGUGGCGUCGGCCCGCACAUCAGCUGCGCAGCCUGCUGUGGCCCUUCGGGGCUGCUCUCCGGAUACUGCCGUGCAAACUGCGCUUUCACGGUCUCAGUCAGCCACGCAUUGCAGGAUGGCCUUAGGCCCCCAACCUCCUGACUCAGCUGUACUGUCUGGCUCUGCUUGGAGGGUCAGCUUUCCUCCAUUAUUAUUUUUUUCUUUGAAAAUUGCUCCCUUGCUAAAAUAUAAUUUUUUUCUUAAUAUAUAUAUUUUAUUGAAGUAUCGUUGA